This is a messenger RNA of Serpula lacrymans var. lacrymans S7.9, 999 nucleotides long. RefSeq lists its product as uncharacterized. Bases 1 to 999 code for a protein of 332 amino acids. The transcript has 2 exons. Gene Ontology annotation, molecular function: nucleic acid binding; zinc ion binding. NCBI's taxonomy places the organism in Eukaryota, Fungi, Basidiomycota, Agaricomycetes, Boletales, Serpulaceae. The record is from RefSeq and is a predicted model, not a curated record.
AUGUCAUCACAAACCACCAACAUCAAUGCUCUGUUGUACAACAUGCAUGCACAGAUCUUGGCGUUAACAACGCAACUUGCCGAGCUACAGGCAGCCCCUCCUGCAGCAGCACCCACAGUGGAGAAAAAAUGUAAAAAGAAAGUCAAAGUCGUCGCUGACCCCGGCACCUUCGAAGGAGACAGAGCGCGAUUUGCUGAAUGGUGGAUCAAACUCCAAAUUUGGGUCAAGGCAAACUGGGAUGUGUUUGCCGAUGACUUUGAGGAGUGCUACACGGUGGGUGUAUGGCCUAUCUGGGACGAUCUCAAGGUUGAGAUCGAAAAAUAUUUCAAACCACAGGCUGAGCGUGACUGGGCUCACCAACAAAUCUGUUCCUUCAAACAAGGAAACAUGAGGACAGAUGAUUAUGUAACCCGGUUCCUGGCCCUCUCCAUCCAAGGAGGGCUUGGCAAUGAACACGCAGUAGAACUGCUGGAGCGCAAUGUGAACCCCCGCAUUGCAGAACAGAUCUACCUGCAGGAUACGUGCAAUGAGAACUUGGCCUUAGUGGCUGAGGAGGUACAACAAGUUGGUAGAGCCAUGGAGCUCUAUGCUAUGCACCAAGGUGGCGGGUCCACCACCAAAAACAACUAUUCCCAGAGGCGCCCUGGGUCAUCAAACCAAAAUCAAAAUCACUCUCACGGGUUCAAGCCGUUCAGGCUGCAACCAGGGCAGAGAGCCCCUAUGGAUACCAACGCGGUCCAAGGAGGACAGAAGUGCAGAUUCACGGGGAACUGCUACAACUGUGGCGAAGAAGGACACAUGUCCUGGCAGUGUAAAAAUGGGGCACAAGCCGCCCAGCAAAAAAAUUACCAAGGGUGCCAGGCGCGCCAAUUAGAAACGGAAAAGCCGGACAAUUGGCUCAACACUCUGGCCGGUCAUUCAUACAAUAAAAUCCGGGCCUUCUUCUAUGACCAACAGGUCGCUGAGAUGAAGGCUCAGGGAAAAGAGUUCAGAGCUUAG